AGGGUUUCUCUGCAAUGGGUUAGGGAACAGGAAGUUUUGGAAAGAGAAGGAACAAGACACACACACACACUUUGUGUCAGGUGUGCCCGCCGUAGCUUCCACCUUCAGAAGCGUCGCCCGCAAGAGAAGCUACAAUUGGAGUGUGAAGGCUAUCCGAAGAAAGACAACCAGAACUGGAAGGAUAAGGUACCUCCGCCACCUGCCUCGGAGAAUCAAAAGUGGUUUUAGAGAAGGUACUGAAGCAGCACUAAAGAAGAAGGGAGCAACAGCAGCAACAUCUGCAUAAGAGAAGAAAAUUAAUAAUGGCGAGAAACAAUUUGGGCCGUCUACUUUCAUCAUCGGCAUCAUUAUCGAAUCUCUCCACAAGAUCCGAGUCGGUGAUUCGCUCAUCGAGUCGAAUGAUAAGCAGCUCAUCGACGAGUCAACCACAAUCUCAAGACACCCAAAAUAACAAAGAAGGAGAAGAAGAAAACAAAAAGAAGCCUGAAAUCGGAAGCAAAGAAGAUCAAGAAUACGAUGAUGAAUUUGUGAAUAAAGAGACUGGAGAAAUCGGUGGACCUAAAGGACCCGAACCAACUCGAUACGGCGAUUGGGAGCGAAACGGUCGCUGCUCUGAUUUCUGAUUUCUCCGUGUUUGUUUUUAAUUAAAUUACUUGUCUUUUGUUUCUUCCAUUAUCUGAAAGUAAUAAAAGAUUGUUCCUUCCGGUA
Ricinus communis (castor bean) is the source of this 708-nucleotide messenger RNA. Its product is annotated as succinate dehydrogenase assembly factor 4, mitochondrial. Gene Ontology annotation, biological process: mitochondrial respiratory chain complex II assembly. The transcript has 2 exons. Gene Ontology annotation, cellular component: mitochondrion. The record is from RefSeq and is a predicted model, not a curated record. The coding region runs from base 303 to 623 and encodes 106 amino acids. Lineage: Eukaryota; Viridiplantae; Streptophyta; Magnoliopsida; Malpighiales; Euphorbiaceae.